Messenger RNA from Triplophysa rosa, 3130 nucleotides. It is a transcript of the gene esr2a, whose product is annotated as estrogen receptor 2a. The record is from RefSeq and is a predicted model, not a curated record. Gene Ontology annotation, molecular function: nuclear receptor activity; nuclear estrogen receptor activity; sequence-specific DNA binding. Gene Ontology annotation, biological process: regulation of DNA-templated transcription; estrogen receptor signaling pathway; cellular response to estradiol stimulus. Lineage: Eukaryota; Metazoa; Chordata; Actinopteri; Cypriniformes; Nemacheilidae. The transcript is spliced from 11 exons. Bases 515 to 2179 code for a protein of 554 amino acids. Gene Ontology annotation, cellular component: nucleus.
UCACAUCUGAUCAUUCAACGUUUACAGAGAUUGACACACUUUUGUUCUUGGCAGUAUCUCCUCAGACGAGAGGUCCGUCACAUUUAAAGUGACAAGGAAGAGAUUCAAUUCUGGUUUGGGAUACUUAGGUUAUCGAAUCAGAAAUCAAGACGCGCACGCUGCCUCUGAGGUUAAAAAACGCCGACUGCAACAGUAAUGUGCCCUGUGCCGGGUAUGUUUUGGCCAUGUGCCUGUCUGCAUUGAAACAAAGGUUCAAAAGUCCUCAGGUGACUAAGGUCGACCGUUGGCAGUCCAGACAGACAGUGUCACUAACUGCUCUUCUGUCAAGUACAAUCUACAACAACAGUUUACAGUUGUCAACAUUUAAAACGGGUUCAUUCCUGUGGAUAAUUCAACAGUCCAUAUAAUACUUCAGCAUCUACCAUUUUACAUCCAUGACUGAGGGAUUAAACAUAAGAAACAUCAACAGUCCCCUGUUGAUGAUGCAACAGCUUUGAGCAUAUCUGCGAUCAUCAUGUCUGAGUAUCCCGAGGAAGAAAACUCUGUACAGCAUAUGCAGGAAGUGGACUCGAGCCGGUUGGGAAGUCAUGUCCUAUCCCCCAUCUUUAACUCAAGCUCUCCAUCCCUGCCAGUGGAAAGCCACCCCAUCUGCAUCCCAUCACCUUACACGGAACUUGGCCAUGAUUUCACAGCACUGCCGUUCUACAGCCCCACUCUGCUGGGUUAUGGCGCUCCUCCCCUUUCUGACUGCCCAUCAGUACGGCAGUCGCUAAGCCCCACCCUCUUCUGGCCACCACAUAGUCACGUUUCUUCAUUUGCAUUGCAUCAACAACAGACACGCCUACAGCAAAACCAUCCGACCAGUGGAACUUGGGUUGAAUUGACGCCACAUGACCACGCCGAAGAGGAAAACAGCAAACCUCUGGUGAAGAGGACAGCUGAUGCUGAGGAUAUGUCUGCAUCCUUCAGAAGUAAAGCUGACAUGCACUACUGUGCUGUCUGCAGUGACUAUGCCUCAGGGUAUCAUUAUGGAGUGUGGUCAUGUGAGGGCUGCAAAGCUUUCUUCAAGAGGAGCAUCCAAGGACACAAUGACUAUAUCUGCCCUGCAACAAACCAAUGCACCAUUGAUAAGAACCGGAGAAAAAGCUGCCAGGCCUGCCGACUCCGAAAGUGCUAUGAAGUGGGAAUGAUGAAAUGUGGAUUACGACGAGAUCGUAGCAGCUACCAACACAGAGGAGCCCAGCAGAAGCGACUGGUACGAUUCUCGGCCAGGACCAGAGCGAGCGGCCCGAGAUCUGAGGAGGUUAAGAGUGUCCCACGUCCUCUCAGCGAAAGUGAGGCUGUUACUAUGACGCUGAGCCCUGCGGAACUAAUAGCCCGCAUCAUCGACGCAGAGCCACCCGAGAUUUACCUGAUGAAGGACAUGAAGAGACCGUUCACUGAGGCCAAUGUCAUGAUGUCACUGACCAACCUGGCCGACAAAGAGCUCGUCCACAUGAUUUCCUGGGCUAAGAAGAUACCAGGGUUUGUGGAGCUCAGUCUUUUUGACCAGGUGCAUUUGUUGGAAUGCUGCUGGUUGGAGGUUUUGAUGUUGGGACUAAUGUGGAGGUCUGUCAAUCACCCUGGAAAGCUCGUUUUCUCUCCUGAUCUCAGUCUCAGCAGGGAUGAGAGCAGCUGCGUGCAGGGGUUAGUGGAGAUCUUUGAUAUGCUCCUGGCAGCCACAUCCAGAUUCAGAGAACUAAAAUUACAGCGAGAGGAGUAUGUGUGUCUCAAAGCCAUGAUCCUCCUCAACUCUAACAUGUGUUUGAGUUCUGAGGGUGGAGAGGAGCUGCAGACCAGGUCUAAGCUGCUGUGUAUGCUGGAUUCAGUAACCGAUGCUCUGGUGUGGGCCAUCUCAAAGACCGGGCAGAGUUUUCAGCAGCGUUCCGCGCGCCUGGCCCACCUGCUCAUGUUGCUGUCCCAUAUAAGACACAUCAGUAAUAAAGGCAUGGACCAUCUCCACUGUAUGAAGAUGAAGAAGAUAGUUCCUCUGUAUGAUCUUCUCUUGGAGAUGCUGGAUGCUCAUAUCAUGCACAGCUCACGGCUAUCUCACUGCAGCUCUCGAAUGGGCCCUGCUCCCAAAGGUACCCAGGAGACCCCUGCUGCCUCUUCCCAGCACGGAGACACAUUAGGACCUUAAUCUGAUUGCCUGCUCACUCCGUCUCUGUGCUGAAGGGUGAGCUAUAGUUUUGGGAGGAUCGACAAAGCCAGCGACACAAAAAGAGAGGAUUAAGAUUUCACAAGAUGAAAAGCACCAAUGAUAGCAUGAGCUUUUGGUCCAGCAGAUGAACUCCCAAAGACAUUAUUUUUGUAGUCCAAAGUCAGAUUUCUUUCAAAAGGUGUGUCCGUACGAUUUGUCAGGUUUUAUAAAAAACAAUGUACGUAACGUCAUAAAGUAUGUGCUACAGCGCCUGUAGCUGUGUUUGCAACUUGUAAGGAGCGAAACAUGCAUGAACAAUGUUAUGAUGGACUUAAGCAAGUUACAAUUUUCUGUCCUGCGUUUCCAUGCUGUCAGUUUACUGCUUUCAUUUGUUGUGUAACACUAGUUGACAUCGUACUGUUGUUACAUUAGCAACCAAUGUUGCUAAUGUAAACCUACACCAGCUAUGGACUGAACAAAUAAUCUGAAUUACAGUGUGGACUCAAAUCUAGACUCAAUGCCAAAAACAUGUCAAGUGAAACAAAUUCACUUGUAUAAUGCCUUUCUUCUGUCAGACUUCAGAUAAAAAGACAUUUAUGGACAUCAGUCCAGCAAAGCAGAACAGUUGAAUGUGUUUACUACAUUUAUUUUUAACAAACCAGAUUAUGGAUUUGUGUUUUGUCGAGCCUUUUCACUAGACUGCCUUUACCUUCUGCUUUUACCCAGUAAACCCCUUAACACCAUAAAUGCCUUUUACAAAUACGUUUGUAUAUUUUCUAGCGACAAAUCAACUCAUCUAUUGUUUAACAUGACAAUCUGAUGACUGUUUCACUAUGAAAAGGCUUCAGAUUUAUUUCUAAACCCCACGAAUUGAAAAACUUCUUGUACUAUUACACUCUGAUGGUUACAUUUCUGAAACCUUGACUGAAGAGCAGUGAAAAUAUUUAUCCA